AAAGGGUGCCCCACCCCACGUCUUCCUGGUCCCCUUCCCUCUACCCGGAAAUUGCAUGGGCUGGGACAAAGAGAGUUAAAAGCUGUGUCAGCUGCCGGUCUGGGGCAGACAGACAGAAGGAGGGGGACCGGUGGGGCAGCAUGACAGGUGGUUGAGAAGCCAGGUGGACAGUGGGAGAGUUGACUGGCAGGGUGGCAGGUGGGUGACUGACAGGACAGGCAGGUAGUGGACAGACAGAUAGCAGAGACAGACAGGCUGAAACUGUGACAGCCACAUGGAGGACCCAGCGGGCACAGGGAUAAGGACCUGGAGGCGGGCCACCCUGGGUUCCAGCAUCCUGUUCCUCCUCUCUGUUACUGGGCUCAGUCAACCGGCCACAGAGAAGAUUGUCAAAGGCAAGGAAUGUGCCCGUCACUCGCAGCCUUGGCAGGUGGGGCUGUUUGAGGGUACCAACCUGCGCUGUGGGGGGGUCCUCAUUGACCGCAGGUGGGUCCUCACAGCUGCUCACUGCAGUGGCAGGUACUGGGUGCGCCUGGGGGAGCACAGCCUCAGUAAGCUGGACUGGACGGAGCAGAUCCGGCGCAGCGGCUUCUCCGUGACCCACCCCGGCUACCAGGGAGCCCGGCACAACCAUGACAAUGACCUCCGGCUCCUGCGACUGGGCACCCCCGUCCCCUUGACUCACAGCGUCCAGCCCCUGCCCCUGCCCACCACCUGUGCGGCGGCAGGCACCAAGUGCCAGAUCUCGGGCUGGGGCAUCACGAAUCAACCAUGGAACCCAUUCCCGGACCUGCUCCAAUGCCUCAACGUCUCCAUCGUUUCCAGUGCGACCUGCCAGGCUGUGUUCCCGGGGAGAAUCACGGACAACAUGGUGUGUGCCAGUGGCAAGGAAGGGGCGGAUGCCUGCCAGGGUGACUCUGGGGGCCCCCUGGUAUGCGGAGGAGUCCUUCAGGGUCUGGUGUCCUGGGGGACCGUGGAGCCUUGUGGGCAAAAAGGCAUCCCAGGGGUCUACACCAAUAUUUGCAAAUACGUGGACUGGAUCCGGAUGGUCAUGAGGAAGAACUAACCUGCUCCCCCCCGGGUCCACCCCUCAGCUUGGGGGCUACACUGACCCUCGGAGCACCAACGCCUCCUCCGUUAUCACCCCUGGCACCCCCUCUUCUUAGGCUGGAGAUGAUCUUCGCAGAACUCCAACUCCAGCCAGCCCUUCUAAGUCCCAUGGUUGGGGGAGGAAGGAAGGUGUGUCUUCCUGGAAUAAAUGUAACUGGAGCUA
Ailuropoda melanoleuca (giant panda) is the source of this 1273-nucleotide messenger RNA. It is a transcript of the gene KLK12, whose product is annotated as kallikrein related peptidase 12. Gene Ontology annotation, biological process: proteolysis. The coding region runs from base 275 to 1066 and encodes 263 amino acids. The transcript has 6 exons. NCBI's taxonomy places the organism in Eukaryota, Metazoa, Chordata, Mammalia, Carnivora, Ursidae. Gene Ontology annotation, cellular component: secretory granule. Gene Ontology annotation, molecular function: serine-type endopeptidase activity. The record is from RefSeq and is a predicted model, not a curated record.